CCGUACAUGGGAAUUUCGAUUUAUUUUUGGUGAACAAUUUAACGCACGGGCCUCUUGGGGUUCAAUAUCUCGAGACGCAGUCGCGUGAAUCAAAUUAUAUGCCUUACAUUCGAUUCCCGCCACUGAAACGCCAAGAUAUUGAGCUCCAAAUAGACUGUGCACAAUUGUACAAAAAUAAGUCAAAAUUCCACGUAUGGGCUUCAAUACUCAAUAUAUUUUUAGCCAGUGGCAGGAAUCGAAUGUAG
Messenger RNA from Ambispora leptoticha, 245 nucleotides. Lineage: Eukaryota; Fungi; Glomeromycota; Glomeromycetes; Archaeosporales; Ambisporaceae. The record is from the annotation of a GenBank genome assembly.